Molecule: messenger RNA, 3645 nt
Organism: Gossypium raimondii (Peruvian cotton)
Lineage: Eukaryota; Viridiplantae; Streptophyta; Magnoliopsida; Malvales; Malvaceae
Product: probable LRR receptor-like serine/threonine-protein kinase At4g36180
Exons: 1
Coding region: 166-3522 (1118 amino acids)
Biological process (GO): protein phosphorylation
Cellular component (GO): plasma membrane
Molecular function (GO): protein kinase activity; ATP binding; protein binding
Source: RefSeq, a predicted model, not a curated record
GUUGUGCAACGUAUGGCGUCGUUUCCAUCAAGUUCCAAUCUUUACAGUCACUGAGUGGUAGCACACGCUCCCUCUGUACUUCCACCAUUCCCACCUUUCUAAAGCUCUCCCACUUCCCCAUAAUCCCAUACCCAAACUCUGUUUCUUUUUCUUUUUUGUUUCUCUAUGGAAAUAACGGCUAAUGCAAUCAUCUUCUUCUUCCUUACCCUCUUCACCUUCAACCUCGUCAUCCCAUUUUGUUCCGCUCAGCAUCACAGCACCGUCACUUUAUCAGAGAUCCAAGCCCUGACGUCAUUCAAACGGAGCGUUUUCAGUGACCCUUUCGGCGUUCUCGAUGGUUGGGAUGAGUCCACGCCGUCGGCUCCCUGUGACUGGCGAGGUGUUGUUUGUUACAACCGCCGUGUCUUCGAGCUACGCUUACCUCGACUUCAACUCGGUGGUCGACUUACUGAUCGGUUAUGCGAGUUACGUGAGCUAAGGAAACUCAGUCUUCAUUCUAACAACUUUAACGGCUCUAUCCCCGACGCGCUCUCUCAGUGCACUCUUUUACGCGCCGUUUACUUCCAGUACAACUCGUUCACCGGUAACCUCCCCGCUUCUGUUUUUAACCUCACGAAUUUACAAAUCCUUAAUGUGGCUCAUAAUUAUCUCUCCGGUAAGAUCGCCGCCGUUAUUCAACCGUCUCUCCGCUACGUCGAUUUAUCUUCAAACGAUUUCUCCGGUGAAAUGCCGUCGAAUUUCUCGGCUGAUUCUCAACUACGACUCAUCAACUUCUCAUACAACCGCUUUUCCGGUGAAGUUCCGGCGAGUAUUGGUAACUUCCAACAUUUACAAUACCUCUGGCUCGACUCGAAUCAGUUGUACGGAACUUUACCGUCGGCUAUAGCGAACUGUUAUUCGUUGAUACAUUUAAGCGUUGAAGACAAUAUGCUUAAAGGGCUACUUCCGGGAAGCAUCGUCGCCGUUCCGAAUCUUCAAGUGCUUGCUCUAUCUCGUAACGGACUUUCCGGUCCGGUACCGGAAACCGUUUUCUGUAAACCGUCGGGGAAUAAAACGGUGUCGUUGAAGAUCGUGGAGCUUGGAUUCAAUGAGUUCACUGGAGUCAUUAAGCCACGAAAUAAUGGAAGUUGCUUUGCGGCGCCGGCUAUGGAGGUUUUGGACCUUCACGAGAAUCACAUCCAUGGCGGUUUUCCAUCUUGGUUGACCAGUUUGACCACGUUAAAAAUAUUAGAUAUUUCUGGAAACUUCUUCACCGGUUCAUUACCGGUCGAAAUUGGCAACCUUUUAAACUUACAAGAGCUUAGAGUAGCCAACAACUCGCUAAGCGGUUCAGUUCCGAGUCAACUCCUACAAUGCCGUUCGUUAAAGGUCGUUGAUUUUGAAGGAAACCGGUUCUCCGGCAACUUACCGGUCUUUUUAACCCAAAUAAAGACGUUAAAAAGCCUAUCUUUGGCCGGAAAUUUGUUCUCAGGUUCAAUUCCUGUCGGGUUUGGUAACAUUUCAGGACUCGGAACGUUGAACUUGAGUGGAAAUAACUUGACCGGAACUGUACCGGAAGAUAUACUCCGGUUGGGUAAUUUAUCCAUUUUAAACCUUAGUCACAACAAAUUUUCUGGCCAAAUUCCGAAUGGGGUUUCCGAUUUAUCAAGCUUGGUGGUUUUAAACUUAAGUGCUUGUGGAUUUUCCGGGAAAAUUCCUGGGAAUAUUGGGUCUUUAAUGAAAUUAACAUCCCUUGAUUUAAGUAAGCAGCAACUUUCCGGUGAAUUACCUAUUGAGCUUUUCGGGUUACCAAAUUUGCAGAUCGUUGCUUUAAACGAAAACAAAUUAUCCGGUGAUAUCCCCGAAGGUUUUAGCAGCUUGGUUGGUUUGCAAUACUUGAAUCUCAGCUGUAAUGUGUUCACAGGUCAAAUUCCAGAAACUUUUGGAUUUCUUCAUUCAUUAAUGGUGCUUUCACUGUCGUAUAAUCGAAUUUCCGGUUUGGUCCCGUCGGAGCUUGGUAAUUGUUCUCAGCUUCAAGUGAUUCAGCUUCGUUCGAAUCGAUUGAUCGGCAAUGUAACGGCGGAUUUCUCUCGGUUGUCUCGUUUAAAAGAGCUUGAUUUGGGUUCUAACAAGUUAAAUGGUGAAAUCCCAGAAGAAAUAUCCAAUUGUUCUUUGAUGAUUACUUUACUUUUAGAUGGAAAUCGUCUUACAGGUAACAUACCAGAUUCAUUUUCAAACAUGUCUAAUUUGAAGUACUUGAAUUUAUCUAGAAAUAAUCUUGAAGGUGAGAUUCCAAGUGGAUUAGGUUCUUUAUUCAAUGAUAGUUCUAUAUUUUCAAUGAAUGAAAAUUUAUGUGGUAAGCCAUUGAAUAAUGGCUGUAAAAAUGUGAGAAAAAAGAAACAGAGGAAGCUGAUUUUGUUGAUUGCUAUGGUCGUUGGUGGUAUUGGGCUAUUUGUCAUGUUUUGUUGCGGUUACAUUUACAGUCUUCUACGGUGGUGGAAGAGGUGGAUGACCGGAGAGAAGAAGCGGAGUACGGGUAGUGCUAGUUCGGGAGCAGAUCGAAGUCGUGGAAGUGGUGAAAAUGGUGGUCCGAAACUAGUUAUGUUCAAUAACAAGAUAACAUUAGCGGAAACGUUAGAAGCGACGAGGCAAUUCGAUGAGGAAAAUGUGUUGAGUAGGGGACGAUACGGACUUGUUUUCAAGGCUACGUUUCAAGACGGGAUGGUGUUAUCGAUCCGUCGUCUUGUUGAUGGAACGAUCGAUGAAGCUAAUUUUAAAAAGGAAGCUGAAAUGUUAGGUAAGGUAAAGCAUCGGAACAUAACGGUUCUCCGAGGAUACUAUGCCGGACCGCCUGAUUUACGACUCCUUGUUUAUGACUACAUGCCUAAUGGAAACUUAGCUACACUCCUCCAAGAAGCAUCUCACCAAGAUGGACAUAUGUUGAAUUGGCCAAUGCUUCAUCUUAUUGCCCUCGGCAUCGCUCGUGGCCUAUCGUUUUUGCACUCGUUGUCGAUACUUCACGGUGACAUUAAGCCGCAAAACGUCCUCUUUGACGCCGAUUUCGAAGCUCAUUUAUCCGAGUUUGGACUCGAGAAACUCAUAAUGGCAACCCCAACGGAAGCUUCAACAUCAUCAACCGCGGUUGGUUCUUUAGGCUACGUAGCACCGGAAGCAGCUCUAACGGGACGACCAUCUAAAGAAGCCGAUGUUUAUAGCUUUGGGAUCGUAUUGCUCGAAAUACUCACGGGAAGAAAACCAGUGAUGUUUAGCCAAGAUGAAGAAGAUAUUGUGAAAUGGGUGAAAAAACAAUUGGAAAAAGGACAAAUCUCAGAGUUGCUGGAGCCAGGGUUGCUGGAGUUGGACCCUGAAUCAAGUGAGUGGGAAGAGUUCUUGUUAGGCGUUAAAGUUGGACUCCUUUGUACUGCACCUGAACCACUUGAUAGACCAGCCAUGGCUGAUAUUGUUUUUAUGUUGGAAGGGUGUAGGGUUGGAGCAGAAGUUCCAUCUUCAGCUGAUCCGACCUCUCUACACUCACCAGCUUGAAAUUUUUAUUUUUAGCUUUUUAACAAUAGAAUGACUUGGCUAAAAAAAGUCAUUCUUCAUCAUUGUGUUGUAUUAAAUUGGAGAAUUUCUGGUUAGAUUAGUUGAAUUUCCCUUUUUUUUCAA